Molecule: messenger RNA, 1823 nt
Organism: Triticum urartu
Lineage: Eukaryota; Viridiplantae; Streptophyta; Magnoliopsida; Poales; Poaceae
Source: RefSeq, a predicted model, not a curated record
CCCGCGUAGUACGAGCGCACGUCCACCGCUCAACCUCCCGCUCCGUCCCUACACACUUGCUUACCAUUCGUUCUUCCUCCCUAUCGAUCUCACUCACAGUGUGACACUACGUCUAUAGCCCAGCGCACACGCACACGCACUCGCCCUCGCUGAAGCAGCCGUACCCGGCCGGCCACAUGGCGGCAGACGGCACCGGCGGCCAGACGAAGCGGAAGCCGCACGCCGUGGUGAUACCGUACCCACUCCAGGGCCACGUGAUCCCGGCGGCGCACCUCGCCCUGCGGCUGGCGGCGCGCGGGUUCACCGUCACCUUCGUCAACACGGAGUCGGUGCACCAGCAGGCCGCGCGCGCCCUGGGCGUCGACCGGCGGGGCUGCGACAUCUUCGCCGGCGCGCGGGGGUCGGAGGACGUGCGGUACGAGCUGGUGAGCGACGGCUUCCCGCUGGGCUUCGACCGGUCGCUGAACCAUGACCAGUACAUGGAGGGCGUGCUGCACGUGCUCCCGGCGCACGUGGAGGAGCUGCUCCGCCGCGUCGUCCUGGACCCGGCGUCCACCUGCCUCGUCGCCGACACCUUCUUCGUGUGGCCGGCGACGCUGGCCAGGGCGCUCGGCGUGCCCUACGUCUCCUUCUGGACGGAGCCGGCGCUCAUCUUCGCCCUCUACUACCACAUGGACCUGCUCGCCGAGCACGGCCACUUCAAAUGCAAAGAGCCUCGGAAGGACACGAUCACCUACAUUCCGGGCGUGCCGGCGAUCGAGCCGCACGAGCUCAUGUCGUACCUCCAGGAGACGGACACCACCAGCGUGGUGCACCGCAUCAUCUUCAAGGCCUUCGAAGAGGCGCGCGGCGCCGACUACGUGCUCUGUAACACCGUGGAGGAGCUAGAGCCGUCCACCAUCGCCGCCCUCCGCGCCGAGAAACCCUUCUACGCCGUCGGCCCCAUCUUCCCCGCCGGCUUCGCCCGCAGCACCGUCGCCACCUCCAUGUGGGCCGAGUCUGACUGCUCCCACUGGCUGGAUGAACAGCCGCCGGGGUCCGUGCUCUACAUCUCCUUCGGCAGCUACGCGCACGUCACCAAGCAAGAGCUGCACGUGAUCGCUGGGGGAGUCCUGGCCAGCGGUACGAGGUUUCUGUGGGUGAUGCGGCCAGACAUCGUCAGCUCCGACGACCCGAACCCACUGCCUGAGGGGUUCAUGGCCGCGUCCGCCGGGCGUGGCCUGGUGGUGCCUUGGUGCUGCCAGGUGGAGGUGCUCUCGCACACCGCGCUGGGUGGCUUCCUCACGCACUGCGGGUGGAACUCUGUGCUGGAGAGCGUAUGGGCUGGAGUGCCCAUGCUUUGCUUCCCGCUGCUCACCGACCAAUUCACUAACCGGCGGCUCAUCGUGCGGGAGUGGCGCGUCGGCAUGCCCAUCGGGGACCGUGGCGCGGUGUUCGAGGACGAGGUGAGGGCGAGGAUCGAGGGCAUCAUGUCCGGGAAAGAGGGCGAGGAGCUCCGGGAGGCGGUGAAGAAGGUGAGGGCGACGCUCGAGGCCGCCACGGCGCACGGUGGGUCAUCGCAGCAGAGCUUCGAUGAGUUUGUCGACGAGCUAACGCGCCGUUGAAUCGGACGUUAAGCUGAGCCAACCAAUGGGUCAGGAGCGCCGCAUGCCGGGCGUUGGGGAAGUGGCCACGAAUAAGCGUCUUUGUACUUUGUCUUGUCUGUAGUGUGUGUCCGGUCAUUGACUCGGUGUUGUGCAGUGUGAUCUUGUUUUCUCUGCAUAUGAGAACUGUCUAAAGUCAAAAUUAAAGUUAUAUAAGAUAAAAAUUAAAUUUGUGAUGCA